UGAAGAUCUGUAACUUAGACGCCACCAGAUGGGCUUUUCAUAUACAGAAAUUCUUUGUGUUAAGUUCUCAUUGCCUGCUGGUGGAGUCUCUGGUAGUUUCCACUUGAACCGCUUCAUGAUCCUGAUUCCUGAUACUUUCAUGUUAUUAAUCUAAUGGAAGAUCAGAGACGGACUAAGAUAUUUAUUCCAUGUCAUCAAGGAGAAUAUGAGACCAUAAUAUAUUCAUAUAAUCAUUCAAGAAGAGACAUAUCUACAAUCUUUUUAUCCAUUCAACAACAUGCAAAAGUUUUAUCGACUGUUAUUCCUCAUAUAUGGAUAUCUCAGCUACUUAUCAUUUACAUGAGAGCUGUAGUUUCUAUGGGCUGUGCUCCCUUUGGAACUUGAAAGAAGGCACCAUAGUUUUUGGUUAUUGUGUUAAUCAUGGUUCUAUCCUAUGGGAGGCGGAACUAUCGUAGGACUGAUUUAAGAGAGAAGCUGGGCAGACGUCAUUCCCCACCUCGGAGAAACUCUCUUGACAAAGAGGCAAGACAUCCAUUUCCUUCUUAUGGUCAUAGUUCUCCAAGAUUGGGGAAAAAGAGUGAUUGGGGUCAUAGAAGAAGACAACAGUUUGAUGGUGAAAAUGACUACGCUGGAAGCUUAAGAUCAGUAGAUGGGGUUGGACGGCAAGCCAGUGAAAGAAAACCUUCAUUAUCAGAAUCUACGGAUGUCAAUGACGAGCAGUUGAAGCAAAUGCAUUCUAAAAUUGAUAUGUUAGAAGAUCAAAAGCAGCAAUUGCAGAUCUAUUUGGAAGAAAGCAUCGAAAAAGCAGAUGGUCUGAAUUCCAAAAUUGAAGAGAUUGAGAUGCAACUAUCAGCAGAGAAAGACGAAUGCAAAAGAAUUUCUUCCAAAAUUAUGGAGUUUGUAAAGGCAAAUAUUCGUCAUGGAAGAAUACAAGAUGAACUGAAGAGGUCACAAGCUCAUCUUCAAAGGCUUGGGGAUCAGCUUGGCUCAGAUGCUCUAGUUGUUGCUAAUGAAGAGGACAUCAGCAUUGAUGUGAGUGAUGAAGAGACUUUGGACAAUCUCUUAAUGAUCCCCCAAAAUGACAAGGCUUCACCAAGGAAGGAUGAGACAUCGGGCAAUCCUAUAAUGGACCCACGAAAGGAUCAAUACAAGGUUUAUUCUGGUAAGAGAAGGACAAGGGUUCGCAUGGUAGAAGCUGAUGAAUCAAGGAAGGAUGAGACAUUAGGUAAUCCUAUAAUGGGCCGACGGAAGGAUCUAUACGAGGCUUCUCCUAGUAAGAAAAGGAUGAGGGAUCACAUGGUAGAGGCUGAUGAAAAAUCAAAACAAGCAAAUUCGGCAGCAAGAAAACGACGUAGUUUGGGACAUAUGAGAUCUGAAAGGCAAAAUAGAUGGGAGCCAAAUGUUGCUCAGACUAUAAAUACUGAUAAAGUUGGGGAAGAGGCGAAUGGAAUCAACAGUGAUGGGCCUUUGGUUAACAAUAUCAAGCCUAAGCAAAGAAAGACUAAUUUCACCAGCGCUUCCUCUGGAGAUAAGCUUAAUGAUAUCAAGUCAACUAGAAUGGUGGCACAUAUGAUGGAUGAAGUUGUCGACGUGGUUGAAUUGAACGAAAAGCCUGAUUCAGGAGAAGUCUCCUCUGCCAGAGUCAAAGACGACUUGACACUUGACAAUAUAGUCUUGCCACCUCCUCCACCUCUUCCAGUUGCAGAAGAUGCAUACUUACAGUACAAGGGGAAAGAUGAGUUUGUGGAUGUGGUUACGGAUUAUGGUGGGGAUACCGAUGAUUAUGAUGAUGAUGAUCUCAAUGAGGCCGAUGAUGAUGAGAUGCUGGAUGUAGAUAUCGUUUGACUCUUUAUUCUAGGAGAAUGCAUAUUCGCUCUUGGAGUAUAUAGUUAUAUACAUGAGCUUCAAUUUUUAUUUUUAUUUUUUUGAUGUUUCAAUGCCUGUAAAAAAGUUCCAAGGCUUAUACACUAUUAGGUCUUUGAUCAUUGAUCUCUCUCUUGGAACCUGGCGCCUAGCAAGUCUUUUGUAACAUGAUGUCUUGCUUGGCAUAGAACUACUUUCUUUUAAUUCAACAGGUCUUAAGAA
Molecule: messenger RNA, 2085 nt
Organism: Erigeron canadensis
Lineage: Eukaryota; Viridiplantae; Streptophyta; Magnoliopsida; Asterales; Asteraceae
Product: zinc finger CCCH domain-containing protein 40
Exons: 10
Coding region: 421-1845 (474 amino acids)
Molecular function (GO): metal ion binding
Source: RefSeq, a predicted model, not a curated record